Messenger RNA from Carlito syrichta (Philippine tarsier), 1297 nucleotides. It is a transcript of the gene CSRNP2, whose product is annotated as cysteine and serine rich nuclear protein 2. Gene Ontology annotation, molecular function: DNA-binding transcription factor activity, RNA polymerase II-specific; sequence-specific DNA binding. Lineage: Eukaryota; Metazoa; Chordata; Mammalia; Primates; Tarsiidae. Gene Ontology annotation, biological process: regulation of transcription by RNA polymerase II. The transcript is spliced from 6 exons. Bases 290 to 1297 code for a protein of 335 amino acids. Gene Ontology annotation, cellular component: nucleus. The record is from RefSeq and is a predicted model, not a curated record.
AGGCUUUUAUAGAGGGUUGCAUUCUUUUCUCCAAAAGCAUUUGUUGUUCAAAUUGGUCAUUUUGACAGUUAACUGUCAGUUUGACCUGCAUUUCCAGGCUCACCUUGAUUAUUUCUGGAUGGGUUUAAGUGCUUGGACUAUAACUUGCAAGUGUAUCUCUUGAACUCAGGCAUUGAUCCUCUACCAAUGAAUAGCUGAGAGAGAAUCCUAAUGCUCCUGGCUAGCUGGUGGUGAGCAGGGGCUUUGGGGCCAACACGGUGGGCCCCCCAAAGAAACCCCUUUGAAACCAAUGGAUGCAUUCACGGGCUCGGGUCUCAAGAGGAAGUUUGAUGAUGUGGAUGUGGGCUCGUCGGUGUCCAACUCGGAUGAUGAGAUCUCCAGCAGUGACAGUGCUGACAGCUGCGACAGUCUCAACCCUCCUACCACUGCCAGCUUCACACCCACAUCCAUCCUGAAGCGGCAGAAGCAGCUGCGGAGGAAGAAUGUACGCUUCGACCAGGUGACUGUGUACUACUUUGCCCGGCGCCAGGGUUUCACCAGUGUGCCCAGCCAGGGUGGGAGCUCCCUGGGCAUGGCCCAGCGCCACAACUCUGUGCGGAGCUACACGCUCUGUGAGUUUGCUCAAGAGCAGGAGGUGAACCAUCGCGAGAUUCUUCGUGAGCACCUGAAGGAAGAGAAACUCCAUGCCAAGAAAAUGAAGCUGACCAAGAACGGGACAGUGGAGUCAGUGGAGGCUGACGGCCUGACCCUGGAUGACGUGUCGGACGAAGACAUCGAUGUGGAGAACGUGGAGGUGGACGAUUACUUCUUCCUGCAGCCUCUGCCCACCAAACGGCGACGGGCCCUGCUGAGGGCUUCUGGGGUCCACCGCAUCGAUGCCGAAGAGAAGCAAGAGCUUCGGGCCAUUCGCCUGUCACGGGAAGAGUGUGGUUGUGACUGUCGGCUGUACUGUGACCCAGAGGCGUGUGCCUGUAGCCAGGCUGGGAUUAAAUGCCAGGUGGACCGCAUGUCCUUUCCGUGCGGCUGCUCCCGGGACGGCUGCGGGAACAUGGCGGGGCGCAUCGAAUUCAACCCCAUCCGGGUGCGGACUCACUACCUCCACACCAUCAUGAAGCUGGAGCUGGAGAACUGCAACCCCGAGGCGCCGGCGGGGGAGGACUUCCGCCCCUGCUGGCCGCCCUCCAGCCUGGCCUUCCGCGCGGACAGCGAAGAGGCCUGCGGGGCCGAGAAGGCCCCCGCGCCCAGCGAGGCGCGGCCCCCGGAGGAGGCGUCCCUAGAACUGCCCCUGGCAGUGUGA